Messenger RNA from Hyphopichia burtonii NRRL Y-1933, 632 nucleotides. RefSeq lists its product as uncharacterized. Lineage: Eukaryota; Fungi; Ascomycota; Pichiomycetes; Serinales; Debaryomycetaceae. The record is from RefSeq and is a predicted model, not a curated record. The coding region runs from base 350 to 541 and encodes 63 amino acids. The transcript has a single exon.
UUUCUCCUUCAUGAUUAGUGUUGAAUUGGCGAAACCGGGCCAAUCCAUAAUACAAUUGUUUAUCGAAAUGGCUUAAUACUAUAUUGGUGGAAUCAUAAUUAUGUAUUCCUGAUGGUAAACAUUUAUAAUCCAACCCGUUCAAAUUGAUAUCCUUUGACUUCUCCCAAACAAUCUUAUACCCUUGAGACAUAUCAAACUCCACCAAGAACAAGGCCACGAUCCGGGCCGGCUUGAAUCCCCUGUCCAUUAUAAGUAGUGGUGUAACUAUGGAGUAGUUAUUUAUUAGUUAUUUAUUAGUUAUUUAAUAGAUGAAGUGCACUUUUGAAAAAAAUACCUACAACACUUCCUCAUGGAUCCAAAGAUAAGACAAUUGUUUAAAACCUUGGUUUACAUGGGCAAAGACUACCCCGUUGACCUGGGAGGAUACCCCAAGUUCAUUGAAAUGGCCAAACGGGGGUUUCGUAAUACCAGGGUGGAAAAUGACCACGAUCUAACCCAAGCCUUAGCCAAAGGGAACUACAUCAUCAAAGGUAUGUUUUAACCAAACGAAAGCUUAACCCACUCACUAACUCAAUCCAGAAUUGGAAUCGCUAUACUUCUUAAAGAAAUACCGCUACUUGAAAAGAACCUAC